CAACAACGACAGAUCCGGGAAUCGAUUUCACGGCGGCUCACGCACCACCGCGUGAGCUCGGCCAUCGGUGUAACAACCGCGCGACGCUUGCCGACGGCGGUGUUCUCACCUGCGGCUGUUCGUCGCCGAGCUCGGCAAGCCGACGAGCGAGGCCGGGGAGCGCUGAGCCGGCCUGGACGCUGCCGUCGGCGCGCAGGAAUCGGCGCGCCGCCUCUCCGCGUGCCCCGGAAUCGACGGCGUCUUUGGUCAGGCGCCAUUUGCUGCUGCCGCUGUUGUCGCCUUGCGCGUGAGGCCCUGCACCGCCACCGCCAUGGACAUGGACGGCAAUAUUCGAACAGAUAUGGGAUCACCUGCUGGUUCAAAGAGGGGACCGGACACUUUCUACUCUGCUAGUGCUCCUAAGAAUGGCUCCACUGCCGAGGGAAGCGAGAGCAAGAAGUUCAAAGGGGACUCGAGCGACGAGCUGCCCUCCAAGGUGCUGCACAUCCGCAAGCUGCCGGAGAACGCCACGGAGGCCGAGGUGGUGACGCUGGCGCUCCCUUUCGGCCGAGUCACCAACAUCCUCAUGCUGAAGGGCAAGAGCCAGGCGUUCCUGGAGAUGGCCUCGGAGGAGGCGGCCGUGGCGGCCGUGACGUUCUACAGCACGGACCCGCCCGUGCUGCGCAACCAGCCCGUCUACGUGCAGUACUCCACCUACAAGUCCCUCAAGACCGACAACUCCGCAUACCAGGCGAAGGCCCAGGCGGCCAUGAUGGUGGCGAACGGCUCGGACAGCGAGGAGACCAACUCGGCCGCCCCCCAGAGCCCGAUCCUGCACAUCAUCGUGGAGAACCUGCUCUACCCCAUCACCCUGGAGGUCCUCCACCAUGUGUUUUCUAAGUACGGCACAGUCCUGAAAAUAAUAAUUUUCAACAAAAACAGCCAGUAUCAAGCCCUGAUGCAGUUUGCGGAUGCCAGUAACGCACAUCAAGCCAAAACGAUGCUCGACGGGCAAAACAUUUACAAUGGCUGCUGCACGCUGCGUGUGGGCUUCUCGCGCCUCACCAACCUCAACGUCAAGUACAACAACGAGAAGAGCCGCGACCUCACUCGGCCCGACCUGCCGGCCGGCGAGGGCCAGGGCCCGUUCCCCCUGAUGCGCGCACAGGGCAAGGAGACCUCCCUGCUCGGUAACCCAGCCCUCAUUCACGGAGGCUUCCCCAACAUGCCGCAGUCUGCAGAUCUAAACCCGAGGCAUUCUCAAAACUACUUCCCCCAUUCUCCGGGCUUGCCGAGCGGCGUUGGCGGGAGGCUGCCCGGUGGCCUCCCUGGUGGCAUGGGCUCCUUCGGCUUCCCGGGCAUGAUGGGGCCGCGCCUGGGUCUGCCCCCGCCCACGCCAUCCAGAGGCGGCGGCGGCGGCGGUAGCGGCGGGAUGCCGGGCCUCCCCGUCAACUCCCCAGUGCUGCUGACGAGCAACCUCAAUGCCGAGGCGGUUACGCCUCAAAGGCUCUUUAAUCUGUUCGGCAUGUUUGGCGACGUGCUGCGCGUGAAGAUCCUCUACAACAGGAAGGACACGGCGCUCAUCCAGAUGGCCGACUCCAACCAAGCGCAGAUCGUCAUGAACCACCUGAACGGGCAGCGGAUGUACGGCAAGCCGAUACGCGUGACGAGCUCGCGCUACCAGACGGUGCAGCUGCCGCGCGACGGCUCGGACUCCCUGACGUGCGACUUCUCCGACUCGCCGCUGCACCGCUUCCGCCGCAUGGGCGCCAAGAACUUCCACCACAUCUUCCCACCCUCCGUCACGCUGCACCUCUCCAACAUCCCAUCCUCGGUGUUGGAGGAUGAUCUGAAGACCCUUUUUGAAAGCAAUGGCUGCGUAGUGAAGGCGCUCAAGUUCUUUGCCACCGACCACAAGAUGGCCCUCGUCCAGAUGGAAUCGCUGGAGGAGGCCAUCCAGACGCUGGCCGAGUUGCACAACCACGAGUUGGAGAAGAACCGCCUGCUGCGCGUCUCCUUCUCCAAGUCGGUCAUCUGAGCGGCGCCGUGCCAGGGGGGCGGCCCUCGGCGGCGCCGCCGCCCGCAGCCUCUCGAGCCGGAGGGCCCCUCCACUCUCCGGGAAGUCGGCGGUCAGAUUCCCCCUUUGCUCCAGCAUCCAUUCCUGUCGCCCGCCCCACCUGUCUCUCCAUAUUAAAGUGAAUUCGAAUGUUGAGAGUGUGCCUGGUUUCUCACCAGUUAGAUCUCACUCGAGUCAUUCAAAUCGACCAAAAAGAGAACAGCCUCUUAGCAAGUAAAAUAU
Petromyzon marinus (sea lamprey) is the source of this 2278-nucleotide messenger RNA. RefSeq names its product polypyrimidine tract-binding protein 3-like. The record is from RefSeq and is a predicted model, not a curated record. Gene Ontology annotation, biological process: mRNA processing. NCBI's taxonomy places the organism in Eukaryota, Metazoa, Chordata, Hyperoartia, Petromyzontiformes, Petromyzontidae. Gene Ontology annotation, molecular function: RNA binding. Gene Ontology annotation, cellular component: nucleus.